ACCACCUAAAGGUAAGGUACCUUGGCAAGGAAAGUCUCCAUCCUGACUGCGAUCCCCCGGCUUGGACGUGCCAUUCCUGCCUGCCCACCCGCCUGCAUCGACCAUUCAUUCACCCAUUACCUGCCUGGUCGUGGUCUCUCCCAUCUUCCUUACCUUAGGUACUCGCGUAUCCGUACUGUCCCAAACCCACUCGGCUCGCGCUGCGCUGCGCUGCUGCACCUUUCGCACUUACACCCGCAAACCCGCAACCCAACCACCACCCACUUCACCCACCCGCUCGCUCUUGACGCACACAACCCGACGCACACACUCACCGCGCAUCCUCCUCUUCCCCGAAUCCUAUUUGCGCCUACCUCUCUCCUACCCUCACAACUCCUUCUGUUCCCUUCCCGUUUUGUGCGUUUCGUUGCGUCCAUCUCCUUGCCGCGUUUCCAAGUUUUUGGUCCCCUUCCCGACAAAACUCACCCUACCUUUCCCCCAAGGGUCUUGUCGUUUCGCCACUCUCGCGCGCGCGCCUCUCAUCAGACGACGGGACGCAACAAGAUCCCAUCCAUCUACCGGUACCGUCCCUUCAUGCGAUGACUUGACAAGGUCCUCUGCCGAUCACGAAUCGCCAACUGAAGCGGAAUGAAGAUGCGAAGCAAGACGCAUACCUGAACGUUCCUGCUCGCUCGACUUAUCCAAACCAUCCCCCUCAGACCUUAGCGCCAUGCAGUAGACGCACUUGCGCUCCCGUCCCGUCCCUUCUUUCUCUGCCUGCCUACGCCUACCUACUCGGCCUCGCCUCGUCUUGUCCUCCUGCCUGGACCCUCUUCUUCCUCCUUCUCUUUCAGCCUUCUUUUCUGCAACAUCGCGUCCACACCCAUCAUCACACCAAGAACGAGGGCGCCCUUUCUGGCUGACCAGGCCACUUCGCCUCGUCCACGUGUAACCAGUACUGGCACAUACACACAACUUGGACCCUUAAACACACGUCCAGUCCUAUCACCAUCUUGGGAUAAACCCCACGAAAACAACGACGACACUACUCCGUACUCCCUACCCUCCGCGCACCCGGGACUACUGCCCUCACGUCUCGUCAUCGUAGUCAGCAUCCCUCCGAUCGUCCACGGAACGGCAGAACACCACGCGCUCUACCUAGCCCUCACCUCAACACCUACGGCAUAUCACCAUCGACCGCGCUUUGCUCUACCACCUACCAAACACCAUAGGUUCAUCAGCGGAACAGUAUACGACGACGAAUACCAGCGACAGAUUGUUUGGAACAAGGAUUGAUUCAUUGCUUGCUGAGCACACCUACCGCCUACACAAUCACAUCACUUCCUACAAGUGAAUUUGCUCUUCUUUGUAUUUCGACAGCGACCAACAACAACACCAGAAGAAAGACACCCAAUCAUUACGACACCAAGAACACCUUCACCAUGUCGUUCUCCAAUAGCAGUGGCGGAACACUCACUGUUCCUAGCCCCACGCACGUCCACCAUGUAGAUGUGCUCGCAUCCUCAGUCCGGAGCCUGCGAAGGUCUCUUUCCCGAUCACCUUCAAAGUUCAGCCUGGCGCGUACGAGUUCCCCCAGCUCAGAGAGCUCACACAGCGGUUCUCAUACGCCUGUGCAAGAACAAUCGCCCUGCCGACGAUACACUCCUACCCCUACGCCUCCUAGCAGCAGCCACAACAACAUCAACUUUGGGGAUUUCCAAAGCCAUACACCAGCGGGGCUCCCUCCUUCCAUGACCUCAACGACGCCCUUUAGCUCUCCACCAACCCUUGCGACACCCUUUCGCCCCAGUGUUCGGCUCUCACUACGCUCGGCAAAAUCAGCAAAGGCAACCGGCAGCCCCUCGAGGCCAGCGACUCGAUUAAGGACAUCGCCUAAAUCCCCCCUCAAACGCGCGCUCAACGCUACAACAGACUCGGGGGUAAAUUCCACUCCUUCCUCAUCUUCAAGCUCGGAGGCCUCGGGCCAGGAAAAUAACCAGUCUUCUGCACAACAGAGCCCGCGUUCCCGAUCGUCCCUCCAAAAAUCAUCACGCCAUAGCCUUCAUCUCGACGUAUCCGGCCACGCUCAACAGUCGAAUAUCUUCAAGCAUCUGGAAAGUCAGGGCGAUUCGCAAGGAGCACCAGGAUCGGGCGCUCUCAAGCGCAGCGACGCGAUCAUGAAUUUGGAUCAGGCGUCGCUGGGUAGCCCAGUCGCGAAGCGAAGAAGUUUACAUGGUAUUUCAAGCUUUGGUCAAAACACAUCUGACUUCACCAUUUUCGAUAACACCAGCAACACGCCGAGCAAAACCAACUUUGACAUCCACGAUGAGGCGAACCGUGAGCGUGAGUACGAGCUCUUUGGCUCGCCAACCGUUCCUGCUCCCAGAGAGCCACUCCCAUCCCCUACCCCGCCUCAGAUUCCGAGAAGAACCGGCUCUCUACGACGUUCAACGUUGCAGCAGAGACAGCAUGAUCGGAGUUCGUGGGGACGUAAGUCUGGCGCGAGUCACUUGGCUCAGAUGAGCGGAGAUUUUUCAACUCCCAAUGUCAAGAACCGGCCCCGCCUAUCGAUGGAUCAAUUCCUCCCUCCUCAGCUUCCUCGGGACAGCCCUUUCAAUUCAAACGGGCCUUUGCCCAACCCCUCUGCUCAUCCCGUUGAGCGGUCUUCUCAUCAGCCUCAUCCGCUGUCAAAGACGCUGGUGACCUCGACGUCUGGCAACAGUCUCGAGGAGCAGAACAACAGCAUGCCUCCUCCCUACGUCUUUGAAAAGCCACGGGCUCCUCUCAACUUCGCCAAGUCGAUGCCUUACGGUUCUUCUCGGCCACUCUUCAUGCAGGAGGAAAAUGAGACUGUCACACCUUUCAAGGCGGCUAAGCCAUGGGCGGGAGCUUUCAUGUCUACAGGCCUCGUUUCGAAGGUCAACCGCAACCCCGAGGAAGACAACAAGCUCACGAUGCCUGAUACGCCUUGCAAGAAGCCAACCAACGGUUUCGCCACCUUUCCGCCUCCUCCCGGAAGCGCCAUCAAGAAGAACAACCGUUACUCUUUUGGCGGCAUGCCUUCAACUCCGUUCGUGGCCCCCGGUGCCCCGUCACGCAGCACCUUCGGCGGCAAUCCCGGAAAGGGUCUGGGCAUCUUCCAAAGGCUGGGAUCGCGCCAUGCACGCCGAGGAAGUGUCUUGAGUCUGGAUGAUGAUAAGAAAUUCUCCCUCGACACCAACUUCAACAUCGGCCUUGGGGCUGACAUCGACGCCCCUCCUACUCCUACGAAACAUGGACUCACACCGAGCAAGGGCCUCACUCCCAGUCUGAGCAACUUGAGCGAGCAGAGCAUCGAAAGUCCCAGCGCCAAGAGGUCACUUCCACCUCCCAUGUCAGCUGUGCGGCCGAUGAUUUCUAGAGAAUCUACUGCUAGCCCUGUGGAACAGCGCUCCCCGAGGACUCCCUCGUCUCACGUUGUUCUUCCCGAUGCCAGUUGCCUGUCAAUCUCGAACCCAGCCGAGUCAACGCGGAGCACUACUACCCCGGUUACUCCAUCCGGGCGAGAAUCCUUUCAAAGCACUUCGACACACCUCAUGACCCCCGUCAAUGCCGGUCGUGGUGGCGGCGAUGUCGAAGACUCACUCUAUUCGCGGUUUGACAAGGUCGAGAUGAUUGGCAAGGGAGAGUUCUCUUCCGUCUUCCGCGUGGUCAAGAACGGAUACUCCCGCGCCUCGUUCCUCUCUGUCUUUAGUGGAACUCCGACGAAGAACCCUCGCGAGAGUCCCGAGCCCGAUCGUAUUUACGCCGUGAAGAAGGCACGCCGCCAAUUCACUGGACCCAAGGAUCGUCUGGCCAAGCUCAGGGAAGUUCACGCACUUCAGGCCCUGACACACGCAGACCACGUUAUCCACUACGUCGACAGCUGGGAAUACAACCAAUACCUUUACAUUCAAACCGAAUACUGCGACGAAGGUACCUUGGACAAGUUCUUGAGCAACGUUGGUCGCAAAGGCCGACUGGAUGACUUCCGUAUUUGGAAGGUUAUCCACGACAUUGGCUUGGGUCUUCAAAGCAUUCACGAAGCUGGUUUCAUUCAUCUCGACCUGAAGCCGGCGAACAUUCUCAUCACGUUUGAGGGUAUCCUUAAGAUUGGCGACUUUGGCCUGGCUACCGAGUGGCCUGCUGCCAAGGGCGUCGACGCCGAGGGAGACAGGGAGUACAUUGGUCCUGAAAUCCUUCGCGGCGAUUUCAACAAGCCUGCGGAUAUUUUCUCACUCGGUCUCAUCCUGAUUGAGAUGGCUGCCAACGUCGUUCUCCCCGACAACGGCCCUACGUGGAUUGCUCUUCGCUCUGGUGACUUGUCCGAAGUUCCUAGCUUGACCUUCAGCGCCACCACUACGACUAGUUCAUACCGAGACGCCGCUGGUGUUCCUACUAUGCAAUCGUUGGACGACCCACUCCUCGGUCAGACCAGUGCUCCAGAUAUCAGCCUGCAUUCGGGAAUCGCCCCUACUCGGGUGAACGUGGUCAUGGACGACGAAAGCAGCCCUUUCAUUACGCGAAAGCGCACCGAGCUCAGAUCUCCCCCGGACUUUAUGAGCGACCCUUUCCACCCCAGCUCGCUGGAUCAAAUCGUCCGCUGGAUGGUCAGGCCCGAGCCUGGCGAGCGACCUACCAUUCAACAAUUACUGACCACUACGGCGAUGUCGUGGGUCGCCGAACGUCGCAGAUCAGCUGCGACUGUCUUUGAAGGUGUCUGGGGACCUAGCGAGUCAACAGCCCUUCCCACCUUGGUGGACGAAGACACAGAAAUGAUGGACGUCUAGACACGUCCGUCACAUAAACAUGCCUUCUUUCUCGGCUUGGAAUUUUACUCACGGCUCUGUAUUUGCAGAGUGGUGGAGUUAUUGAACGCAUUGUCUGGAUUGAUCGAUUCUGGCUGGAUCUCUCUUGCAAGUGGAUACGGCGAAUUCGAAUUGGAAUUCUGGAAGACGGCGUUGGAAGGCGAGCAUGUGUCUCGCAGUCUUUGAUGGCUAUCGGAAAUUACUUUAUUACGGCGGCGUACACCUUACGAAAUCACGAUGCUACGGUUCAGCCUUGUGGCGAGUUCAGCACUAUCUGCUGUGGAGACCAUUAUGGCCUUCCUCUUUGGUUGUACGCUCAGCGGCAUAUCACGAUUUCAGACUGUUCGACUUCGCGAACGAGUUUUGGCGUCAAUCCUCUUGGCAUGCCUAUACGCGGGCACUCGCUUGCAAAGCAUCGCCAGAGAUAUUUGUUUCGAAAAAGAAAGUUGGAAAGUUUGGCGGGUCGGUGGCAUGGCUCAUCAAUUGUUGAGCCUUUUCUGCCAUGGCUGCGGCCGCCACGAGACUUUCGUGUAUAGACUAGAUAUGGAUUCUGGGAGACGUGUCCGAGUAGGCACCGUCUCAGCAACAAUCUUGGCGUCGAGUACGAAAAAAAAAAAACGGGAACCAGGAAAAACACCGGUCUCUAGAGAGACUCGAAACACGCGGUUUCUUCUGGGUCUCUGGUUCACAGCACCAUAGGACAAUGACGGUACCAAAAAGGCUUCGAUGGGAAACGGAGGCUCCGGGCUGCAUUGCGCGUGCAUCGCAACAUGUACAUUUGAGUAAUUUUGUCAGAGUAUCGGCUGGCGAUUGGGAGAGGAGGAAUCCAAACGGGCUUUUCUUUUGUUCUGUG
Molecule: messenger RNA, 5658 nt
Organism: Colletotrichum scovillei
Lineage: Eukaryota; Fungi; Ascomycota; Sordariomycetes; Glomerellales; Glomerellaceae
Exons: 3
Coding region: 1422-4787 (1121 amino acids)
Biological process (GO): protein phosphorylation
Molecular function (GO): protein kinase activity; ATP binding
Source: RefSeq, a predicted model, not a curated record